Trypanosoma rangeli is the source of this 2307-nucleotide messenger RNA. RefSeq lists its product as uncharacterized. The transcript has a single exon. The coding region runs from base 1 to 2307 and encodes 768 amino acids. The record is from RefSeq and is a predicted model, not a curated record. NCBI's taxonomy places the organism in Eukaryota, Euglenozoa, Kinetoplastea, Trypanosomatida, Trypanosomatidae.
AUGGGGGCGACAUGCGCCAAAAACGGUGUCAGCGGCGGCAUCUCCAAGGGCAGCUAUGGGCGAAAGCAUUCUGGCAGUGGCAGUCACGUGGCCUGGCGACAUGAACCUCGCAUCCACGUGGAGAGCUCCUGUAAUGCGGAUGUGUUGCCUAGGUUGGAAGCUCGCCCAGAUUUGAGCGAGUACUCUUCGAUGGAGGUGGACGAUGUGCUGUCUAUUCCUUCCGUGGCACGUAACGGUUCACCGGUGGCACAAACACCGGAACAGUCGAUGCCCACGCUUUCCGGGGCGUUCCGCCCGCAGUCACAAUCGACGAUGACAGGACUGGAGGUGGCAGCGAAGGCAGCGGCGUAUGAAGCAGGUGCAGCUGCCGUGCUCGAUGAGGAGGGGCGGUUAGAGGAACCACCUUGCGACUUUGCCUCCACGUACGAGGUGCAGCCUUCCGAGACGAACUCAGCAGCGGCGUGCGUGAAUGGUACGUUGGACGGGCCCCCACUCCCUUUUUCUCCAGUCUAUGAGACUGAGGUGUCAAGUUCAGCGUCAUUAGCGACAAACACUGUAGCGGACGAGUGCGGAGAGGGUCCCGUGGCGCCCCCCUCUGCAGCUGGGAAGUUUCAGUUGGGGGAUUCUGACUAUUCCACCUCCACAUCCAAUUGUUUCACCUGCGUCUCUUUCGAUGAGGGGAGGCUGCUUUGGGCCCAGCCGCGGCUUCUGCACUCCGCCACCCUAGAUCCUCUUCGGGGGGCGACUGGUUUGAGUCACGCCCAAACACGCGCGGUUGGGAGCGCAGAGGCCGGGGCCCAGAAGGAACAAGCGUGUGCAGGCUCCACAUCACCACCGAAGAAUUUAGCAUCAGAGCCCAGUGCUAGCGACACUGCACGAAUUAAAACAAAAGAACCAAAUAGAGAAGAGGAGCGGCACAACCAAAUCAUAUGUACACAGGAAACUCUUGUCGAGGCAGAGGUAUCUGGGGGAAGCCUGAUUGAAAAAACGGAGGAUGAUGUACAAGAAGUGAUUCUCGCAGCGUGUGUGGAGAGACAAAUGUCUUCACGGCAACCAGGUCCCAGAGAGACCCAUGUGGAUCCUGUACGUUCUGCUUCUACUAGUGCUUCUCAGCGGAUGAGUCCUACACGCGACAUUUCACUCACAUUUACCCCUCUCUUGGUUGCCGUUAACAGCGUUGGUGCGAGAACGCCGACACACACAGAGCCAUCUUUGCUUCUUUGUGCCUCUGAUUGUAGUACAGAGGUUGCCAACACGAGCUCCACCGUGAAUUUCGCACCGCUCUCACAAGUGAGAUUAACCGAGGAGACGCUUCAGGACGCCGAGUCUCAGCAACCAUCGCUGCAGUUGCCACUGUGGGGGGAAUGUGGCUCUGUUUCAUCCCCUGCCCACCCUCACAAUACGCCGCCGAUGGUUUCUGCCACGAUUGCUAAUAAGGCUACUGAUGUGAGUGCCGUGCCUAGUAUCAGGGAGCAGGUGGGAGUGGAGAGAUGCUGGGGGAGCGGGUCCGACUGCCUGACAAAUGUUGAAGGAAGUGGGGUAAAGCGUUUACCCUUAGUCGUGGCCGUGCUGGAGGGACAUUUCGCCACGAGUGAAAUUACAAGCAGUCACGGGAAUGCGUCGCAUAGGCCGGGUCUUUCGACGGCAAGAUCCUGCGAGGGUCUUGUAGUGACACCGCGUGCCCUACCGACAUCUGCGUCGGAUCUUCACUUUGCCCAUUGCCAGUGUUGGGGGGCACUGCCGCACACUACGUCGUCGCCCGGCACGUACUCCUCUUCACUCAGUCUGCUAGGAACGGCACCACGCAGCACUGUGCCACGCCAUCGAGGUGGGUUGUUAUCGCCCUUCCCACUGUUCCCGCCGUCGCAUUUAACAUUUUCAGGGACUAAGGAGGUUGCGGUAAUAGACAGUUUCGAGACAGGCUGCCACGUGCAUCGUCGCAGUUGUGCGUCACCAUCGCCAGAGCAACCCCAUUUGUCGUCCUCGUUGUCUGGGCACUUGUGCUCACCGGGAACCGAAUUCGCCUUAUCCAAAGCAGUUACGCGUGCCAAUAGUUCAGAGGGAUUGGUGGAAACGGUAGCAGAUAGCUGCGCUGUUGGGGAACGGAAAAGCUCAAGGUACUUCUGUCGAUGGUGCGACGAACCCUAUGCGUGGCGUGAAGUUUGCGUGGUGGCAGAUGAGCUGCAUGAUGUUUUGCGUAUACGACGGAAGCACGAAAAAGAGGUGAAAAAACGUGCCCAAUGGCUUCUUCGCUGUGGUAGAAUCCAGGAGGCUGUCUCGGAGUUGCAGGCUGCCGGGGUAGUGUAA